Messenger RNA from Lactuca virosa, 1428 nucleotides. NCBI's taxonomy places the organism in Eukaryota, Viridiplantae, Streptophyta, Magnoliopsida, Asterales, Asteraceae. The record is from the annotation of a GenBank genome assembly.
CCACAUUGUAGAGAAUAAAGGGCCAAAAACGAACACAUAAUAGAGAGAGAGAGAGAGAGAGAGAGAUUCUUGAAUAAUCGUGUCGAAUCAGAAAAGAUGGGUUCGGAUACAGGUCUAGAGAACUCGAAGCGGUUUCUAGCGACAUGGUUGAUCGGAGGUUUGGUGGCAGGGCUAUCGGUUAUGGGGCUAUGCGCUGCUUGGCCGGAGCUCUCCCCUCUGAGUAUUGUUGGGAGGAAGAAGAAGAGGCCCAUUCGUGUAUACAUGGAUGGCUGCUUUGAUAUGAUGCAUUAUGGCCACUGCAACGCACUCCGCCAAGCACGUGCUCUCGGAGAUCAAUUGAUUGUUGGCGUUGUCAGCGAUGCUGAAAUCAUUGCAAACAAAGGCCCUCCGGUUACCCCUCUUCAUGAAAGGAUGAUUAUGGUGAGUGCUGUGAAAUGGGUAGAUGAAGUCAUUCCAGAUGCACCAUAUGCCAUAACUGAAGAAUUCAUGAGGAAACUGUUUGAUGAAUACAACAUAGAUUACAUCAUUCAUGGAGAUGAUCCCUGCAUUCUCCCUGAUGGAACUGACGCAUAUGCCCUUGCAAAGAAAGCAGGUCGAUAUAAGCAAAUCAAACGAACAGAAGGAGUCUCAAGCACAGACAUUGUUGGGAGGAUGCUUCUAUGUGUAAGGGAGAGGACAAGUGGUGAUAGCCCUAGUCAUGCUUCCUUGCAAAGACAGUUUAGCCAUGGACAUGGCCAGAAGAAAUUUGAUGAUGCAGGUUCAGGGAGUGGGACCCGUGUCUCUCAUUUUCUUCCUACAUCUCGCAGGAUUGUUCAGUUUUCUAAUGAAAAGGCUGCUGGACCUGAUGCUCGUAUAGUUUAUAUAGAUGGUGCUUUUGAUUUGUUUCAUGCUGGACAUGUGGAGAUUUUAAGACUUGCUCGUGGGCUUGGAGAUUUUUUACUUGUUGGGAUUCACACAGAUCAAACUGUGAGUGUGAAUAGAGGAGCACACAGGCCAAUCAUGAAUCUCCAUGAAAGAAGCUUAAGUGUUCUUGCUUGUCGCUAUGUGGAUGAGGUCAUCAUUGGUGCUCCAUGGGAGGUCUCAAAGGAUAUGAUUACAACCUUUAAUAUCUCAUUAGUUGUCCAUGGGACAGUGGCAGAAGAUGAUGAUUUUGAAAAGGAUAAUCGUAAUCCAUAUGAUGUUGCAAAAAGUAUGGACAUAUUUAAAGUAUUGGAAAGUCCUUUGGAUAUCACAACUAGCACAAUCAUUAAAAGGAUUGUAUCAAAUCAUGAAGCUUAUCAGAAACGUAAUGAUAGGAAGGGGGAAAGUGAGAGAAGGUAUUAUGAAAGCAAGGGAUAUGUUUCAGAUGACUUGAUUAUCACUUGUGAUGUGAUGAUUAUACUGAUUACUGAACGCUUAAUAAUAGCAUAUUAUACCAAGACGGUAUAA